Molecule: messenger RNA, 3291 nt
Organism: Portunus trituberculatus (swimming crab)
Lineage: Eukaryota; Metazoa; Arthropoda; Malacostraca; Decapoda; Portunidae
Product: ankyrin repeat, SAM and basic leucine zipper domain-containing protein 1-like
Exons: 10
Coding region: 616-2259 (547 amino acids)
Biological process (GO): piRNA processing
Cellular component (GO): pi-body
Molecular function (GO): protein binding
Source: RefSeq, a predicted model, not a curated record
AAUAACCAAAACUGAGAUAACUUAUUUGAUUAGACCUUUGAUUGUAUAGCUCUGAUUCUCGUUAUGCUACAGAGAAAAAGUCAAAGAAUAUAUUAGAUAAUUUUUCCAAAUGGUAAUUAUAUUAUCACAUGAUAUAUGUAACAAACUAGCUGUCUCAAUAGUGGAAGAAAGGAGGGGAAAGGAAGAAUGGAUUGCUACUGUCCUGUACAGCCCAUGUCUAGUCACAACUGGCUGUAAUCCAUCAUUAAUCUUCUCACUCACUGUCAAGCCUCCCCUUGCGUGUGUAUCUUGCCAGACGCGCUCCACUUGGCUGGGCCAGUUGGAAGCUGGUGGUGGUGCAGUGAAGGGGGUCCUAUAUUUAGAGCAUCAGAAAAUGAUGCUGAAAAUGGAAGGUGUUUGAAUAUUGGAUUGUACUGAUUGAAAUAAUUUUGCUAACAUUGCUGGGCAAGUGAUAACUGAAACACCUUAAUGAAUGUGAGCCAAGCAGUACACAAGAAAAUGUUUAUUACUUAUUAUCUCAGUGAUUUUUUUCUCUGUGACAUCUCAGAAGACUGUUUUUAGAAAAUACUGUGCUACUUACAUUAGACUCCUUAAAUAUAAAACUACACCAGAGUAAUGGAGUCUGAAGCAGUGGAAAUUUCAACCUCGGAUUAUGAUUCCAUGAACUUGAGUAUGACUUCUGUGUGGUCUGAUGCAGCAAGUGAGAGGAGCCAAGAGACAGGAAAUGGCGAGACACUAUGGAGUGCUGGGCCUGCCAUCAAUGGCCACUCUCUUUCCCCUUCUGCCCACCACAAUGGAUAUCUGAAAGCUCCCAGCCCAGCCCCAUCAUGCGGCUCUACCAAAAGUUUUGGCUCAGGACCUCGCAGGAGUAAUUCUAGAAGAGAAAUCCGCAUGCAUGAAGGGUAUGCACUUCCUCUUGAUGAACUGCGUUUGGCUUCCAUGCAGGGUAACCUCCCUGUGAUGAAGUCUCUGUUCAAACAAGGUAUUGCAGUAGACCAGGUGCUGAAGGGAGGGUGGACCUGUCUUUUGUUUGCCUGCUCUUCUGGCCGUCCUCAAGUGGUGGAGUAUCUUCUCCAGCAAGGAGCUGACCCUAACAUGCACAAAGAGCUCUUCACACCCCUCAUGGCAGCAUGUGCAUCCAGCAGAGAAUCAGAAGAAGAGCUGCUGGAGUGUGUGGAUCUGCUGCUUAAUUACGGAGCUAAAGUGGAUGUUGCUGAGCGUCACCGCAUGACUCCCUUGAUGUUUGCCAGCAAGGAAGGACGCAUUUCUGUUGUACAGCGCCUCAUCAAUGCUAAAGUUGAUAUAAACAAACAAGACAACAGAGGGUGGAGUGCACUUAGCUGGGCAGCCACUAGAGGUCAUGGACGGGUGGUGAGGGUAUUGCUGCAGAACUCAGCAGACCCCACAAGAAUGAACAAUCAUGGCCAGCGACCAGCUGAUAUUGCUUUUGCUGCUGGAUUUCCUGAAAUAGCAGACAUCUUAGAGCGUUAUACUGCCCAAUGGCCAAAUGCAAGUGUUGAUAUGACAAGCCUGGCUGGUGCAAGCAAGACCACAGCCACACCCCGACCCUCAGCACUUAGCAAGAUGGCUGAAACCUUUGGGGAGCUGGAGAUGGUACUGACCGGCCUCAAUCUUCCCCACAUGAUUCCCAUCUUUGAGCAGCACCAGGUGACAUUUGAGAUCUUUCUUCGGCUGACAGAAAAAGACCUUGAGAACAUGAAUAUAACAGCUGUUGGAGAGCGUAAGACUAUUCUUCAUGCCAUAAAGGAUAUAAAUAAGAAGGAAUGGCAAACAUCAAGCCUUCCUAAUGUAGCCCUCAAUACACAGAUGACACUUCCAGAGUGUGCGGCUAUCAUGGGCAACAUCAACAAACACAUCCGCUACAUGCAUGCCACUUUGGGUUACCUGAGGGACCAGCUGCAGGCUGACCCAAAAAUUCUGCAGCUAGGUCAGGAAAUCCACACAGUGUCCAGCCUUGCUUCUCAGUGUGGCGAUGCCCUCAAACACCUGAGAGGCUUCAGUGAAGAAGUGAAGUUCCUGAAAUGCCAUUUAGAUAAGGUAUCUGGAGAUGCUGAACAUACCCCAGCUGACUUGAUUGUGGAGUGUGCCAGAAGUGGGCGAACAUGGCAGCGGCGCCUGCUGGCCUCCCUGGCCACCACAACAGCCCUGGCCACUGUCAUCUGGUAUUCCCAGCCUCGUUUCUUUGCUCGAAUAUUUAAUCUUUCUUCACUGCACAACACAGUCACUCUUGAUGUUUAGUCUUCACGGCUUGUUGUUGUGCUGCUGUGUACUGGUAGUUGAAUCUGGAAUCUAUGUGAUAGUGAGAGGCCUUAAAAUAAAGAUGAAUGAUGUGAUUAUAGGAAAGAAGAUUCAGCAACCUGAAAUAAUUUUGUAUAUAUCAAUGUGAAAUCUAUGCAAUGAACUUUGCAUUUAAGUAUUAUAAAACUUGUUGAUUUACAUGUAUGGAUUACUUUAUUUAUUGCUAUUAUUCAUAUGUUUAGUUCAUAUAGAUUUAUAUGUAUGGUAGUCUUUUUUUUCUCUAGUUUAUAUCAGAAGAUGCUCUUUAUUUUUAUAAAUGGUAUGUCAUUUUCCUCUUUCAUCCGGUAGAUCCCUUUAAUUUUUCUGUGAAAAGCAAUUCAUAAUUGAUUGCCUUUAAGUGUGAUAGUCAUAUACUUCCUAUGUACUUCCUAUGUUCAAAAGUAGAGUUCCUACACGGUAGUGUAUAGUUCCUAUACUAUUUUGUGAAGAUUUAUUAGAUCUAAGAAAAGCAGCUCAUACUGCAGAAUGCAGAAUCUUGUGCAGUCCAGUCAAUUUCCUGCACAUUAACAUAUUGUAAUGAAUGAGGAACUUCACUAUAUAUAUAUAUAUAUAUAUAUAUAUAUAUAUAUAUAUAUAUAUAUAUAUAUAUAUAUAUAUAUAUAUAUAUAUAUAUAUAUAUAUAUAUAUAUAUAUAUAUGUUGCCAAAAUUUCUUUCAGGUACAUUGUAAUGCCAGUCCGGCCAAUCAGGGAAUUCAAACAAAUUAUAUGUUUGUUACAAAACAAUAUCUAUUCUUUCCAUUGCCAUCACUUCAUGAUUACCAAGUUUGCAAGCUGCUAAAAUACAAUUAAAAUUAUGUACAUCAAAUAUCAAUAAAAAUGAUAACAUUAAUUUAGUGAUGAUGAUGUAUAACAGGGAUCAGUUGUUAAUUUAUACAUGAAAACACAUAUUUUUCUCAUCUUACAUCAAAUGAGAAAUUACAACUAGGUAAAAUGGAAUGAUUAAAAAAAAAAAAAAAAAAAAAAAAAAAAAAA